Messenger RNA from Seminavis robusta, 588 nucleotides. The record is from the annotation of a GenBank genome assembly. NCBI's taxonomy places the organism in Eukaryota, Bacillariophyta, Bacillariophyceae, Naviculales, Naviculaceae.
AUGCUUGGGAUGUCUCUAAUGUUCUUGACAUGUCAGGAAUGUUUUCAAGUGCCACUUAUACUGGCUCUCUUGCAAGUUGGAAUGUUGCGCUGGAACACUGGAAAUGUUGUUCAAAUGGAUUCCAUGUUUGAUUCCAACAGUGCUUUCCUCGGGGACAUUAGUACGUGGGAUGUGUCGAAAGUGACCAGCAUGAACGCCAUGUUCCAAGCAAGUAGCUUUGUUGGGGCGCUCUCUAGUUGGAAUGUGGCAUCAGUUGUGGACAUGACAAACAUGUUCAACACCCAUAUUACUUUUGGGUCUGAUAUACGCAGUUGGACUGUCACAAGUGUCACCAGCUUCAAUGGAAUGUUCAAAGAUGCUGCUGCAUUCGAUAUUGAUAUCAGUACGUGGGCAGUUGAUGCGGCGAGCGAUCUAUCCGAGAUGUUUUCGGGUGCAACAUCGUUCUCGCAGAGUCUGUGCGCAUGGGAUGACCACCUCGGAACAACUGAAAUUGUGACAAACAUGUUUGCUGGUGCAACCGCAUGUUCUGCCACCAUUGAUCCUGUUCUUACUGCCACACCCGCUGGUCCUUUUUGUCUAUCUUGUUAG